Molecule: messenger RNA, 4708 nt
Organism: Schistocerca piceifrons (Central American locust)
Lineage: Eukaryota; Metazoa; Arthropoda; Insecta; Orthoptera; Acrididae
Exons: 18
Coding region: 139-4494 (1451 amino acids)
Source: RefSeq, a predicted model, not a curated record
UUGUCUACUGUGAUUAUGCAGCAUCAGGCAGAUCUUUGCAGUUCAUUGAGGACUACAUCAUGCGAGAAGUCCUCCCCUGCUAUGGAAACACACACACAACUACAAGUAUAACCUCUCUUCAGACCACACUUUACAGGCAUGAAGCAAGAGACAUUUUUCCGGAAUGCUGUGCAUGCUUCUGAACAUGAUGCAGUCAUAUUUGCAGGUUCAGGUUGCACUGGGGCAGUACACAAAUUAAUCCAUGCACUCAACUUGCCUGAGCCACCAGUUGUAUUUGUAGGGCCAUGCGAGCACCAUUCCAACCUGUUGCCUUGGAGGGAGAUUGGCUCAAAGAUCGUUCGAAUCAGAGAAACUAAAGAAGGCCACCUUGACCUUGUAGAUCUAGAACAGCAGUUGCAAGCGCACCAUGGUCUUGGGCCAAAGCUCAUUGGAUGCUUUUCUGCAGCAUCCAAUGUUACAGGUGUCCUUGCUGAUGAUAUCGCCACAACUCUUCUAUUACAUCAGUAUGGUGCUCUUGCAUUUUGGGAUUAUGCUUCUGCAGCUCCUUAUGUUAAACUUGACAUGAACCCCAUUUUGCCUGGUGUCGAUGAGACUGCCGUCCACAAAGAUGCUAUGUUCUUUUCUGUCCACAAAUUUGUUGGAGGUGUUCAGUCACCAGGUGUGCUGGUGGCUAAGAAAGUUCUUUUCAACAAUCCUGUACCUAAUGGCUGUGGAGGUGGCACAGUUUUCUUCGUAACUAGAGAUGGUCAUCGUUACUUACAGGAUACAGAGCUCAGAGAAGAAGGUGGCACAGCUGCUGUUGUAGAAUCAGUGCGAGCUGGCCUUUCCAUGCAGCUGAAGGAAGCAGUUGGGACGCAAGCUAUAAUGGCAAGGGAGCACAAAAUUACUAGGAUGGUGCUGGCCCACAUGCGAACAAUUCCAGAACUCAUUCUUCUUGGUCCUCGCUGCCAGUCUUCAAAAAGGCUGCCAAUAUUUUCAUUCAUGGUGAGACACCCAAGAGGUGUGUUCCUCCAUCACAACUUUGUAUGUACAGUUUUGAAUGAUGUCUUCGGUAUCCAAGCAAGAGGUGGAUGUGCAUGUGCUGGUCCAUAUGCUCAGGAUCUGCUAGGAAUUCCUGAAGAAUUAGCUCAGGAGUAUGAAGAAGUACUGCUUGAAGAUCGGCGACUUGACCGCACUCAUUUACGCCGCCAUGAAGAACACUCGAGCUUUGAAAUGUUGCGUCCUGGUUUUGCUCGUAUAUCAUUGCCAUUUUUUAUGGCCGAUCAAGAGGUGGCUUUUGUUUUGGAGGCUAUAAAAAUGGUUGCUACAGAAGGAUGGAAGCUUCUGCCUCAAUACAUACUAAACCCUGAGACGGGAGAAUGGAGACAUCAUACGAAUACGGUGUUUCGCGAGAGAAAAUGGCUUGGCCAUAUAAGAUACACUGAUGGCAAAAUGACUGUAAGUGAAAGACGUAUCUCCUGCCUCGGUACGUUCCCUCAGGACUAUGCUGACUGCCUCCAUACAGCUCGCAAUAUAUUCAACAAGGCUAGAAAGAUGGCUCAGAGGUACCCACUUGCUGAUCAGUGUGUGAUGUUUGAUGAACACACAGAAAAGUUGCGGUGGUUUAUGCUACCAAGUGAAGCACAGGACUUGCUACUGGGACACUCACGUCGGGUUAAGCACCACGUUCCAUUUGAACCAGCUAUAUAUGGAGGUUCCCGGGGGUCACCAGUGCCUCCCCCGGUUGCUGAAGAAUCAUCCCUUCCUCCUUCCCCUGAAGCACUUCCUCGUCAUGGGAGCCUUCCGUGCAUAGCUCCACGGCUGUCGGGUGGCCGCCCAAUCUCACCAGCAGUGCCAUCUCACAGGGGUGAACAUGGGCGAGCCAGGUGCUACAGUUUAGGCUCUGGUUCAAUACCUCCACCACUUAGCCCCGAGACUGCAGCAGUUCUGGGCUGCAUGGUAGGCCAGCGCUCCUGUGGCAGUCAGACUGACCUCACCGACAGGCCACCAUAUGUGGGCAGCCCGCUGCAUGUUGUAACUUCUACACCAGACAUGGUUGGUGCUCUAGGCUCCCCUCACAGUCCUGAGGACAUUCGUGCAUAUGUGCAGGAAGUAACGCAGUCUCUCGCCACCGAAAUAAAGUCGGAGAUUCGGGAAGUGAUAUCAAAAGUGGAUGUAUUACUGUCGGACAGUGAGGGAAAUGGCUACAGUUCUUCUUGUGACACUCCACCACCGACAAGGUCUUCAUCCUUGAAGCAGUCACAGCAGACGCCUCGAAAGGCUCCUGCAUCACCAACACCACAAACGCCUCCUCCACAACAACAGACACCAGUUCAGCAAUUACCGGUAAAACAGCCACAGUCUCAGGAGAUACCAUUCCAGAAGUCAACAUCUGAGGUGGCACAAAUCCAACAGCAAUUGACACAAGAGGUGCAAAUCCAACAGCCACUGCCUCAGGGGGCAAAAAUCCAAAAACCACAACCUCAGGAGGCACAAAUACAACAGCCAAUGCCGCAGGGGGCAGAAUUCCAACAGCCUCUGUCUCAGGAGGAACAGUUCCAGCAGCCUCCACUCCAGCUGCCACCAACACAACAGCAGCCACUUCAGAUAUCACCACCACAGCAAUUAUUACUUCAGCAAUCACCACCACAACAAGUAUUCCCUCAGCAGCCACCACCGGCACAGCAGCAACAAUCACUUCAGUCAUCACCACCACAUCAACUAUUACUUCAACAGUCACCUCCCCAGCAGCUAUUAUUUCAGCAGUCACCUCCCCAGCAGCUGUUACUUCAGCAGUCACCUCCACACCAGUUACUACUUCAGCAGUCCCCCGUACAGCAGCCUUUACUGCAGCAGACAUCACCGCAACAGCUGUUACUGCAACACUCGCCACCACAGCAAAUACUAGUCCAACAGUCUCCACAGCAGAUAACAUCAUCCCAGAUGCCUGGAGAAACCCUAACAACUACUCUAAUACAAUCACAAGGUGUACCUGCAGACAAUGUCGCUUUCUUAACAACUGCCGAUGUGGCUGACUACAUAAAGGAAAUGACUGCUGAAAUGACUAGUGAGGUCAAAUCUGAAAUCAGAGAUAUGGUGUCGCAGGUGGAUGAGUUGUUAGCAGACAAUACUGAGGGAAGAAUCUCUGACUCUUCAGCAUCACCCUCCUCAGCCAAUGGCUCACUGUUAUCUCCUCAGCAGACUGAACAGAAAAAUAUCACUGGGCCCCUGGCCCCUGUAUCGGAGAGUGAUACUUCAACAUCUCCUGAUGAGCCGCCAUCCAGCAGCAUCCAAACGAUCAGCGAGCCAAUGUCAGAGUCGAUAAGUGAGCAGGACUCUACCUGUAACCCCGAAAGUAUUUCCCAGAAGGUGGCAACUGACCAAAAACUUGAAUUACACGAAUCGGCAGGUGCCACAGCGGAAUCAUCUGGGACUGCUCCCCAGUCAAGUGAAUGUUCGAGUGACGAAACGGUCAUACAUGUACUCAGAGGUGAAACCCAGUCACAAGAUUCUGGCAUCAAUCUUACAUCACACGAGUCUGACUCAGGUUCCCCAGUGCCAAGUACGGGGUCUUUCUCUGGUGGCAUGGUAGCGGAAGCAUGCCGAGCUGCAGCUGCUGAGAGACAGCGUGAAGCUUUAGAAGCUGCCGCGGGGAUCCUAGGAGGACCACCAGUCGCUCGCUGGCACUGUCCUCCAAAGUCCAUCUGGAAGCCUGCUGUGGAGGCUCUGCAGGAGUUUGACAUGGUGCGUGAUGGAGACCGUGUGAUGGUGUGCCUCUCUGGUGGCAAGGAUUCUCUCAGCCUCUUACACACACUCCACCAGUAUCAGUUCUAUGCAAAGGCAAAGGGUGUGAAUUUUACACUUGGUGCUGCAACUGUUGAUCCAGGUAGCCCUGCUUAUGAUCCAAGGCCUCUCAUACCUUACCUGGAGGCCUUAGGAGUACAUUAUCUUUAUGAAGAGCAGAAAAUACUAGAUCAGGCAGCCAUGCUGGAUAAAUGUACAUCAGUGUGCAGCUUUUGCAGCAGAAUGAAACGUGGUCGACUGUAUGCUGCUGCUCGUAUGAAUGGGUACAAUGUUCUUGCUCUUGGGCAGCAUCUAGAUGACAUUACAGAGAGUUUUCUCAUGUCUGUGUUUCACAAUGGGAGGCUGCGUACUAUGAAGGCACAUUACUGGAUAAGAGAACGUGAUCUCAGAGUUAUUAGACCAUUCAUUUAUGUGCGAGAGAAAUCCUUGAGACAGUUUGCUGAGUCCAGAAACCUACCUAUAAUACCUGAAAAUUGCCCAGCUUGUUUUGAAGCACCAAAAGAGCGGCACCGCAGCAAGCAGUUGUUAGCCCAACAAGAAAUACUGUUUCCAAAGCUAUUCUGGAGCUUACGUUCUGCACUGCAUCCACUCAUCAGCUUUCGACAAACGGGAGAAGAAAGUAAAGCUUAUGCUCGACAUCGUAAACAUAGCUCCAAUAUGAUGGAACGAGCGCAAGAUUCCUCAGAAAGUGAAGAGGAAGCUGUUCCAUGAAAUUGUUAAUUCAGCAUGUUGAGAUGUCUACAGACUGUGGAAUUGACAGAGAUUCUAUAUGACUGCAACUGAUGACAGCAGGUUAAGAGAUAUUUGUACUGAGGAGGGAGAAAUAUAAACAUUUUCUCUUUUUAUCCUGUUUAUUCAGCUGCCUGUUAUGGAUUGUGCUGACAGCUGCAUAAACAGUACAUAUUUUAUUUAUAUUUUCAUUUCA